UUCCCUUGUAGUCACAGUCACAGUUCACCAUUCCCCCUUCCAUCUAUAGCGGGAUGAUGUGAUUUUCAAUGUUUGGUUUUUUUUUGUUAAAAAUUGAUUUUGGGUACAAUAUAAUCCAUAAAUUAUCAUAGUGUUCAUUCAGCACUUUAUGUAGGUAUAGUUACUGUAUACAAUAAUUUGUAUAAUAAUUAUACAUAUAGUUAACUGUUUUGAAUUCAACCAGUUGGACACUUCCUGGGCCAUCCCUGUUGUAUGCCAGUUUCUUGUAAAAUGGGAAAAGAUGGAUUUCCUUUACAGGCCUGCAAUAUACAAAUCAAACUCAUUAUUUAAAAAUAACGUUAAAUCAUUAGAAUCUCUCAAAGUAUGUAACAUGUUUAGUAAUGAAAUUUAAAGAUUGAAAUAAAAACAAUUCUUUAACUGUGGAGCAGCAAAUUUUUUGUAUAGAAAUUUGUUUAGGGAAAUAUCAAGAGAAUACUUCUUAGGUUACAUCUGGAGCAUUUCCCAUUUUACUGUCAUAUUGAAAUGAAUAGUUUUAAUGAUGGCCACUUAGUAAUAUUUCUUACAUGAGGAAUUCGAGCCUUUAGAGAAUGGCUGGUAGUCAUGUUGAGAUUGACUGGCUUACGGGUUUAGUAGUCACUCAGAAAUUUGGUACCACUUUCUCAGUUGGAACAGGCUCUGAAAGUCAAACAGAAAUUUCCGUGGCCCCAGAAGAAGUUGAUAGGACGAAUUUGAGCAGCAGCACAUUAAAGAGAAAUACAAAAAUGGAAUUAUCAAAAAAUGAUCUUUUGAAACUAGUCACUUGUUUUGAAGGUGAACUACAAGCCAGAGAUAUUGUUAUAGCUGCCUUAAAGUCUGAACGGUUGAAACAAGUAGCUACCUUGGGUAGAUAUGUACCCAAUGCAUUGGCAAACCCUUAUACUGCUCUGCUCAGGGAUAGUAUAUCAGAUACUCAAAAUUCGAAACCUCCCGUGAGCGAGAAAGACAUGCAAACGGCAGCAGAACAUCAAAUGCAAGCUCUUGAGCAACUGACAUUGCAGCAAAGAUGGGCACAUCAACAUUUAAUUAAUAUAUUAGAGGAAGCAGAAGUGAAACACAAAAAGGUAAUUCAGGAGCUAGAAGAAGAAAAAUGUAAGCAUGAACAUGACACGGCCCAAGGCGACGAUAUUACUUAUGGUUUGGAAAUGGAAAGAACUCGGUUACGGCAGGAAUUAGAAAUCGAACGAAACGCACGAAAGAAGUUAGAAAAGGAAGUUAAGAGACAAGUAGAGUUGGCUGAUGAAGAAAGGGCCCGGCAGAAGCAAAUUGUUUUGCUACUUUUACAAGAACGGAAGAAGAUUAUAGUUAAAUAUAUUGAAGAAAGGAAACGAAGUGAAGAUCUUGCUCAGAUACUUUCUGAAGAGAAAGCCCGAAUUGAUUCAAUGGCAGAGGGUUUAGAAGAAGAAAGUAAAAAAUCCCUGCAAAUGGAAGCUGAACUAGAGAAGCAAGCUCAUGAUUUUGAAUUAGAGAAGAAAAACUUAAAAAUGCAGCUUACAGCCAAGGAUCAAAGAAUUGUAGAAAUGGAGACUGAAAUCAGUAGGCUUAGAGCAGAAUGUGACGCAAUAAGAAAUAGAAUGCAGCUAUCAGACAAUAGCAGUGCUAUUAUUAGUAGUGUUGCCAAAGUGGUGCAACCAACUGCUACUGUAUCGAGUGUGCCGGUUUCUGGUCCAACUACUGGCAUUGCACAGUCAGUUACUCCAGGACAAACUCUCAGGCAAACUUCCAUUACCGCAGUUCCAGGGUGCGCCAAGAUCGUACCAGGUAAUCCGGUAAUAGUUGAUUCGUCUACGAUCAGGCCAGUAGCAAAAAGUUCCUUCCAUUCACACUCGCAGCAGCAGCAGUCGUUAUCGUCUUCCGCGCCUCAGACCCCACCCAAGAAAGGUGCAGCUGCAAGGGGCUUACCGCCGCCUAUUCCACCAAACAAACCUGUCAUCCCCAACAAGUCAACUGCAACGAGGCGUCCCGAUAGCGGCGAAUCAGAGAAAAAGAAGGCAAAUGUGAGUUCCAGUAAAGACACAGACUCGCAUGCUCCAGCACAACAACCAGGACUGCGGCCGUCUGGGCAAGGCAUUGAGCUUCUCGGUCAAGAGUUGGCAGAUUUUCAACAAAUGUUUGUAACAAUGGCAGCAACUAGCAAUAAUACUUAAAUCUCAUUUUAGUAAAUGUAGUAGUAUUUAUUUAUUGAUUUUUGAGGCUGGCAAAAUCAUAACGGUAUAAAAUAGAUCUUAAUCAGCCACAGAAGUCUACUUAUUGUGAUAUUUAAGUUGAAUUCAUUCAAAUGAAUGGAAUCGUUCUGAUAACUUGAUGUAUAGUUGUUUUAUUAUGUUAAUUAUACAUAGUUAAAUAUCGGUGAAUUAAAAAAAAAAAUUUUAACAAACUUUUUUUAUAGAAAUUGGUAUAGUUUGCUCACCGAAAUUCUGAAUUGUUAAUACGCAAUCAGAGCUCUUGCUGACCACUUUAAAUAAUACAUUUCUGCACUUCUUUUAAUAACCUAAAAGUUGGUUUUAAUCACUACACAUUGCAUUUUACUUUCCUUUUCAUUCUAUUGGACUUUCUUCAUUCAUAGAUUAUUGUAUAAAUGAGUUUAAGCCUCUGGGGGUUAUUAAUUAUUGUCCAAUUACAGGUUUGAAAAGUUGAACCUUUUUUAUAAAGGUCGUUCCUCACAUUUUGUUUUAAGAAAGACAUAUUAGGCAAGUUUUUAAAGUUUUUUUACCAAAUUUGAUGAAUGUAAUUAAAUUAAAAUUGAUAAUGUGGAUUUUAUUUUUUUUUAUUUUGCCAUUUUAUAAUCAACUUUAAUUAUAUAACUGACGGAUAUAAGGGUAAAUGCCUGAGUUACUUUUAAUGAAUGGCUUUAUUUCAAAGUUAUUCGUUUGCGUUGUGUAUAUGGAUAAUAAGAUCAAUACGAAUGCAAAAUCAUUCCAAACUACAAAAUUAUACCCUUACUCGACAUGAUUAACUUCCUAGAAGCGUUAUUUUACUAUUUUGUUGAAAAUCAAUAAAUGGGGGAUGAAUCCGAGCCACUAGCAAUGCAUACAAUUUUUCUUAAACCCUAAUUGUUUUAGUUAGCAUGAAAUGUUAAUAAUCAAUCGGGCUUGAUUUAAUAACUACACAAUUCUCCCACUUCAAAAAUAACAACCUGUAUGAGUACAGUACUAUUCUAUUUAUAGGGUUUUAGACCCUAAAGCGAUGUAGGUUGUAUAAAAAAAACAGGAAAAUAAGUAGAAUUGCAGCAAAUGUGCGUAAAACAAGUCAAUAAGUUAAGUUAUACUCGAUUAAAAACCAAGACGUCAGACAUAAACGUCGUGGGGGAUCAUCUGUAUCGCUUUUAAACGGUCAAUGUGCCGGAAUAUUCUGAGCGGGCGAAUGCAGUUUACGGCGUAUGUACAUUUAUUUUUUGCAUCUGGCCUCUCGGUUUUAAGUGGACUCUAGAGAUUUUAAAUAUAGCAUUCACCUAUGAAAAAUACUUUGGUUUAUUAAAAGCAGAUUUAUUUAUGGUGAUUUCUUUUUAUUAAAUGAAAUAACUAUGUUAUCUCUGAAUUAUGUACAUCUCUAAAAACUGCUAAAAGGUAUUCGGUUUAGGAUAGGAAACUAGGACAUGUAAUACUCAGGAUAUGUAAUUAUGUAUAUUUGUUGAUUGACAAAUAAAUUAAUUAAAUCUA
Messenger RNA from Anthonomus grandis grandis, 3695 nucleotides. It is a transcript of the gene Naus, whose product is annotated as CTTNBP2 N-terminal-like protein. The transcript is spliced from 9 exons. NCBI's taxonomy places the organism in Eukaryota, Metazoa, Arthropoda, Insecta, Coleoptera, Curculionidae. The coding region runs from base 588 to 2183 and encodes 531 amino acids. The record is from RefSeq and is a predicted model, not a curated record.